Molecule: messenger RNA, 2815 nt
Organism: Micropterus salmoides (largemouth bass)
Lineage: Eukaryota; Metazoa; Chordata; Actinopteri; Centrarchiformes; Centrarchidae
Gene: hsd11b1la
Product: hydroxysteroid (11-beta) dehydrogenase 1-like a
Exons: 6
Coding region: 152-1015 (287 amino acids)
Cellular component (GO): intracellular membrane-bounded organelle
Molecular function (GO): oxidoreductase activity
Source: RefSeq, a predicted model, not a curated record
AGAGAGGAGGGAUUUACGUUAAGUUGCAUAAAUGGCAUUUUUCACAUUCUCGUGCAAGGCAGUUUGGCAACAGAUUUGAAGUCUGGACUCAUUACUAAACACUCAAAGCUGCUGAAAAACAACUACUAUCACGUUUACAAAAGGUUACAAAAUGGGAACUUUUACAAAAAUCUUAUUAGCAAGUUUAUUUGUUGUUUUCCUAGCUGUCAAGUGGACUGCACCCAGGUUUGACGCAGAAUCUCUCAAAGGUGCCAGGGUAUUGGUGACUGGGGCCAGUACGGGUAUUGGUGAACAAAUUGCAUAUCACUAUGCCCGCUUUGGAGCCCAGGUAGUAAUUACAGCAAGGCGGGAGAAAGUGUUACAGCAGGUGGCAGAGAAGUGCCUGAGUUUGGGAGCCCAGAAAGCUCUGUACAUAGCAGCAGACAUGGCCAGUGAGUCAGACCCUGAAAAGGUGAUAAAUUUUGCUUUGGAAAAGCUUGGAGGGUUGAAUUACCUAGUUCUCAACCACAUUGGCCCUAGCCCCUUCAGCAUGUGGGAGGGAGAUGUGGAGCACACCAGGUGGCUGAUGAAGGUCAAUUUCUUCAGCUAUAUUCAGAUGGCUUGGAAAGCUUUGGCCUCCCUUGAGCAAAGUAAAGGAUCACUGGUGAUUGUUUCAUCACUUUUAGGUAAAAUGUCCAGUCCCUUCGUAGCACCGUAUACCUCAACAAAAUCUGCCUUGAAUGGUUUCUUUGGGGCCUUUUAUCAUGAGCUUGCUAUGAAGAGGAGCAAUGUGUCCAUCUCUAUAUGUACACUGGGGCUCAUUGAUACUGAAUCAGCUAUGGAGAAAGUCAGGGGAGUCACUAAUGUUCCAGCCUACCCUGCCACAGAUGCCGCCUUGAACAUCAUCAUUACAGGAGCUACAAGACAGCCGGAGCUCUUCUACCCUUGGUUCACCCAGGUUAUAAUUCUUACCAAAGACUGGUUCCCUUCCAUCACAAACUAUAUCAUCCAGAACUCCUACAACUACAGCCCAUGAGAAACAUUCUGCAUCUGCAGUACCAUUAUGCAUGUUCUAGAUUAAAUACAUGGUUUAUUGUUUGGUUAGAUCUUCAUAUUUAUCUGACAUUGAUACACUGGGCAUGAUGAUGCUGUAGACAGCCUUGUCUGUGAUUAAUAAAUUCCACUAUCCUAAUUUACCUUUUGCCUGUUUUGGGGGUAUUUUUGCCCUCAUUUAAUAGUGGAUGGUUGUGAUGUGACAGGAAAGAAGGGGAGGGAAAGGGUGGGAAUGACAUGCAACAAAGGUUAUCUAGCUGGAAUCGAACCUGAGAUGUUGUUAUCAGAGUAUAAGGUCUUAAAACACUUAAGCCACCUGGACACAAAGAAAUAUCACAGCACAAAGAACAAUUAUCAACUCCGCAACUACGUAUUAGUAAGGCUUUAUAAUUUAAAAGUAAUAAUAAUUUUUAAAAAAUGAUAACACAAAUAGUUUUUUUAAAAAUGUAUUUUGUAAUCAAAACAUUCAGUCAUACCAGCCACUCAUAAGGAUCAAGUACAUGCUCAAUACUGUAAAGAGGCUUUAAUCUGAAUGGAACAGUACUUUAAAUGUCCACAUGAGGGCAGUAGUACCAAAGUAGUGAAGUAAGUAAGAUUACUUAUCUAUCUACAGCAACCAGCGAAGUGCAUAGUCUGUUAAUAAAAAUCCUUAAUAGGAAUCCUUAAUUUGAUUUGAAAUAUUUUUAUCUAAAUAUUGUAAUAAAAUAUAUAUAUAAAGGACCAGUGUGUUCACAUUUUGAAUCAUCCGAUUUUAAAAUUUCCUUUUUUUUUUAAAACCUCCAUCACCAUAUCAAUCCUCAACCCUCCCUGUUCUUUUUCCUGAGUUCACUGUUCUCUACCCCUGGGUUCCUCUCCAUCUCCAUUCUUCUCUGUUUCAUUUAGUUUCUUCUUUCCAAAGCUGGCCACAGUAGGCGUUGCAGACUUCCUACAGAGCAGGACUUUCUCAGUGGGUUCCUUUGUGUCUUUGUUCAUCAUCCCUCAAAAGCACCGCAGGCUUCCUGUGAAGCUGUUGGCUCAAUCCGUCCUGGUGGUCUUUUCUUUAUUGUAAUACACCCUAGAGGUUGUACCCUGCUGAUAGAAUGGAUUUCUACUGUAUAGUGAGUUGUCAAUGUCAAAAGAAAUGCCUUGCUAAAAAUUAGAGUGUGAUUUGAAAAGUUGAGAAACAAAAAGUAGAGCACUUUCUCUUUGAUGUAUAUAAAUGACUCUCCUAGAGCAAGAAGAAGUGGCCUUGAAUCUGUAAUAUAAAAGUUUGCACCGUUCUCCUGCACUUUGCUUUUUUCUUGUCGUCUUUUGAUUGAUAUGACUGAUGGGAGACGUUAUUGGAAUACAUGUUCUCUUUGUCCUUAUCUUGACAUGAGAUAAGGACACAAUGAUCUGAUUUGAUUGUGGAGAUGGUAUAAUCUCCCUGCAGGUGCCGUGGUAAGAAAUAAAAAACCUCUCUUCCUUCCUCUCGCUCCUUCUGUCUCUCUCUGUCACACACACACAAAUAUGGUGGGGCCUCCUGGGGAGGAGAGCAGGCAUGGCCUGGGAGAACAGCCAGAAACACCUGCAACAGAUUAGUGUUCCUAAUGCUAGGUAAUAAAUCCUCUCACCUUCUCUAGAAUCUCCAUCUCCUUCAAGCGUAGACCUUAUAGGCUGAAGACCAUCCACCCACCACACUCACUGUAACACACAAAAAAUAUAGUGUCAAACACUCAAACCUUGAUACAUCUAUAGAUAUAUAUAUAUAUUGUCUUUCUCUGUUAUUUUCUACUGCUGCAAAUUAAACUACUCUACGCUUGCA